AUUGGUCCGUCUCUUCGCGAGAGGCGGGGCUUGUUUAUAUAAUACUAUCACAGAGGAAGUAGCUCGAAUGAACGUUGGACCAUACUGAUGUCAAUAAUAUUAAGCAUUUUGAAUUCCUACUUACCAACAGCAAGAGAAAAGCACGGUAAGUGCAGAGGGACACGAUGGCAACAGAGGGGGAGCCCACGGACUUGGUCAAAGUGAUUCACCUUAUGGUGCUAUCUUUCUCCUGGGGCAUGCAGGUCUGGGUCACCUUCAUAGCAGGUUUUGCAUUGGUUCGGCAGGUAACUCGACACACCUUUGGCCUGGUGCAGAGUAAACUCUUUCCUCUAUACUUCUACUGUCUGAUGGGUAGCAGUGUUGUCAGCCUGGCUGUAUAUGCUGUGUACCACCCCAGAGAGCUGCUCGACUGGCACGAAAGCGUGCAGAUGGGUCUGUACUUCUCUGCGCUGAUCAUGGCAAGUCUGAACGCCCAGUGGUUUGGCCCAUCAGCCACUGAAUUGAUGUUUCAGAUGAGGGAGGUGGAGAAGGAGCAUGGCCUGGGGGACCAGAUUGGCCUGGGUAGCCAGAAGGAAGCUUAUGCUAAGCUCAAAGAGCAGGACCCCAAGUACAAAGCCUACAGGAGCACAUUUGGCCGCUACCACGGCUUGUCCAGUCUCUGCAACCUGAUAGGGUUCAUGUGCACUACAAUUAAUUUGAUCUACACAGCUAUGAAUUUAUCUACGAUUUAGAGAAGAGCAGGCUUCAGUUUUCAGUCUUUAUAUUAUUUCACUGUUGAUUUCUGCUGUCAUCACAGCAUUUUGUAUAAUAUGGAAAAAUAAUGUGUGAGUCAACAAGGUUGGUCUGUAUGGACUUGGUGUUAAAUAUACCCACAAAUUAAAAAAAAUCACACAGUGUAAAUGUACUUAUAUAAAAUAUUGUAUUGUUUUUAAACUGUGCCAGCUGUACCAAGUGUUCUUAUAAAGGGGGAUGCCUUAGUUGCCCUUAAUUGUCCAUUGGUGUUCACUUUUGUCAGGUAGUUAAGCACUUUUCAGUCUGUUAAUCAGUAGUUAAUUAAUACUAUCUCAAAUAAUAGGAUGAAUUUUUGCUUCUAUAUAUAUUUUAAUAUUUUAUUAUGUAGCUCAUUACAAUACCCCCUCUUAAGAAUUUAUUUUAAAAACACAGUAAAAUGUAAUCAACAAGUAUUAUGUGCUGUGUAGACAAUUUGCUUGCAUCCCCAACAGGGGGUGCUGUUUGGAAUCAAAGCAAAGGUAAACUUUGCAGCAACAAGCACAGAUACCGCAUUUCAUGUGGAAAGUCAUGUGUUUCCAGAUAUUUUAAUGGAAAUUUAUAUUUAAUUUUCGCUAAACUGUUGAAUUAAUACUUUCAGUGUGAAAUUAAAGAGUGUGCUGCUAAUAUU
Scatophagus argus is the source of this 1399-nucleotide messenger RNA. It is a transcript of the gene tmem205, whose product is annotated as transmembrane protein 205. Lineage: Eukaryota; Metazoa; Chordata; Actinopteri; Scatophagidae. The record is from RefSeq and is a predicted model, not a curated record. Bases 165 to 731 code for a protein of 188 amino acids. The transcript is spliced from 4 exons.